AUGCCGAAGAUCGGUAGUGAUGGAGUUGGCAAAACGGAGCGCUUCAAGGAACGCCGCCCGAAUAACGCACCAGUCCUUGCUGUCACAAAGUUCCGCAAUACGUCCGCCACGUACUGGAAGUGGCUGUGGAUGCAAUGGCCUGAGCAACAUGCCCAGGAUCUCGUCCUAUCGGUGGGUGAAAUUCCACGGCCGAUGGCCGAGUGUCGAGAGCCAUUGACGAAUACGACUACGCCAAGCCCAGAUUCCGACAGACCACGCAAUGUUGUAGAGAGUCAGCACAGCGACCUUGACUGCCAAGCCUUCAGGUCGGAGAACGGGAUCAAAACGCCGCAUGGCUCGGAAAGAGUGGUAGCCGGGAGUCGCAAGGAGAAGUGCCAUCCAGAAGAGACUGCGGCAUGUCCAUUAUUGAAGAUAGUGAGCUUGCAUACUACUGACUAG
Zasmidium cellare ATCC 36951 is the source of this 438-nucleotide messenger RNA. RefSeq lists its product as uncharacterized. Lineage: Eukaryota; Fungi; Ascomycota; Dothideomycetes; Mycosphaerellales; Mycosphaerellaceae. The transcript is spliced from 3 exons. The coding region runs from base 1 to 438 and encodes 145 amino acids. The record is from RefSeq and is a predicted model, not a curated record.